AUGGAGGACAACUUCUCCGAGCUGUUCCCCGGGGACGGCGACCCAGACAACCUGAGACAGUACCUGAACCAGGGGGACAUCAAAUUUGAGAAUGAAGAUCUGAAGAGAGAAAGAGAACAAAUAAAAAACGAUCCCCAAUUCGUGCAAUGCGUAAAAAACAUAUGGACGAACGUGCUAAACAAACCUAUGGAUGGAAGAUUCACCAAAGUGGAGUACUUUAAAAUAAUGCUCCGAAUCUGUAAAGUGCUAAUACCUCAAUUUGAUAUCAAAGAGGUCAUCAAAAUCGUGAGUGACGAAUGGAACAAUGAUUGUAAAGGGAAUAGGUAUUUAACCUUUGAAUCUUUUUUUAAUGCGUUCUUCGAACUGACGGAUAUUUGGACGCCGACAAUAAAUGCUAGUGACUAUGCUCACUUUCUGAAGACGCUAUUUUACAGAAUCACCUUCAUCGAAAUUAGGAAGAAGAAUGGAGAGAUUGUAAAGAAAAAACCCGUCAUUAUGAUACAUUUUAGGAGAAAAGAAGAGAUGAAAAAGCUAUCUCUUUUUGACAACCCAAUUUUGGGUUCUAAAAAUGGACAUAAUGAGGAGGAGGAUGAUAGAUGCAACAGCUUCAUCAAAAAUAUGAAAUCUAUAAAAAGGCUAUCCAGCCAAGUGGAACAAUUUAAGAAGCAAUUCACAAAACGGUUUAGCGAUAGCUAUAAGAUUCAGGACUCCUUCCUUUACGAUGAUGAUCUGGAUGGACAAGACAUAUUGGAUCGCAACUUGUUUGAAAAUAUACUCAACAAUAGGCAUCAUGAUUCGUAUUUGCAGAAAAAUAUUGUUCUGCUUGAUGUGGACGAGAUAAACCCACUGGAGUACCUCGAUGGGACAGACUCCCAGGAGGGAGACUCCUCCCCCAGGGGGUACCCGCGCGACGGUGAUUACGCCGCCAGUAGGGAUGGCCGCCUCUCCUCAGCGGACAAAGGAAGGACCAAUGAAAAGUCAAAACCGACGAAAGAACAGAAGAACCAACUGAAAGAUGAUCCGACGAAGAGGAAAAAGGAACUAUGCAGCGAGGCGGUGGAAAAGUCUCAGUCAGGCAUCCCGGGAAGCAUCGAAAAAAGAAACACCUUCACCUUCGCAGUGAAAACGGGAAAGCAGAAUGAGGAAGACGAGGAGGCGGACAAAGGAAGGAGGAAGACAGAGGGAUCCCUAGCAGACAAAAAGGACGUACUGAAGGAAAUUCAAGAGAGAACCAAGAGGUCAAGCGGGGAUGAACCGGGUGAACACGGUGAAGCGGAAGAGACGGGCCCCGGUGAAGGAGAAGGGGCCGCCGCCGCUCAAAGUAACGAAAAAAUCAGCCUGGAAAACUCCCUCCUCAUUGACGGAAUAAACUUUGCUGAAUUCACUAAGGAGUGCAAAAUCGUCGAUUUGGAUGACCACGAGGGGGAUGGCGCUGCCGAUGGGAAGGACAUCGAUGCGGAGGAGAGGGGCCCCUUGAGUGACCUCAACCCGACGGAGAAGAGGCAUUUCCUGCGCCUGGACUCGAACCUGGAUUUUGGAGAGGAGACGCUUAGGAAGGGGGCGCGGGAGGAGUUCCCCCAUCUGGGCCAGGAGGGGGAUCAUCAAGAUGGGGAAGCCGAAGGGGAAGCAAAGGUAGAAGGAAACGUAGAAGCAAAGGUAGAAGGAAACGUAGAAGCAAAGGUAGAACGAAACGUAGAAGCAAAGGUAGAACGAAACGUAGAAGCAAAAGUAGAAGGAAACGUAGAAGCAAAGGUUGAAGGAAACGUAGAAGCAAACGUAGACGCGAAUGGCGAAGCUGCAGGCGAUGUGGAGGGCAACUCAGCGGAUGACCUAGGCAGGGACGACCCCAGGCAAGGCUCCCCACGAGGAAGAGGAAAGAAGAAGGGCAAGAGGGGCGACACUCAGAGAGGAGGAGAAGAAGAAGAAGUGCAGGGAGAUAUAGGCUCAUCGGUUGGGGAAGGAAAAAAGACCGCUACCCCACGUGAUGAUGACGAUGAAGUGUCAACUCAGAGAGGUAAAGGCGACAUCCCUUCGGGGGAAGAAGCCUCGCUUGUGAAGCGACUCGAAGAGGAGUCUCACAAGUCUGAAGAGUCUGUGGUACAGAAAGGGGUCAACGAGGGAGGAAGUCCUAGUCCAACCAGAGGGGUAGAAAUGGAAGAAGCUAAGGAUGACCCGCAUGGGUCGGAUGAAGAAUACGUGGAUGUGUUGAGAAGCAAUUUGAGAGUAGCGGCGGAAGCGUCGGAAGCGGCGGGAGGAGAGGACAAAGAGAGCGCGCCGAACGAUCAGCGAGAAGGUAGAUCGAAAAAAUCAAUCGAUCUGCUUAAGGCUAAGAACUACCUCGAGAAUGAGAAGCGCACUUUGGAGGAGCUAAAGCAGGAGAAGGACAAAUUAAGGAAGGGGGAAAAAAACGAUACCUCGCUGGGGGAGCUGUUCGAUGAAAGUCGGACCCAAUUGGAAAGACAACUCAGCGUGAAUGACAUUGACGGUGCAGCAAAGAGAAAGAAGAUUCUCCUUGGAGAUGGGUCAAGCGGUUCCUCCUUCAACAUAAAGGACAUUUCGUUUGAUGACAAGUUGGAUAAAGAAGUGAGGACGAAGGAAGAGGAGGAGAAGCACGAGGUGAAGCGCCAGCGGGAGGAGGCGGCAAAAGGGGAGGACGCAGCAGAAGAGGGGAAUGCAGCAACCGGGGGCAGUAUCGCUGAACACGGGGAUGACGCAGCCCAAGAGGGGGAUGCAGCAACCGGGGGCGGUAUCGCUGAACACGGGGAUGACGCAGCCGAAGAGGGGGAUGCACAGCUUAACCAGCAGAGGGAGCUCCUCCAAACGGUGAACAAAGACAUGGCCAAUAAAAUGGAUUCCUACAAAGGGAAUGUUGAUAUAUUUAUGAAGAAAGUGAAACGGAGGAGCGCUUCCAAGGGGGAGACAACCGAUGAGCAUGUUAAUCGCGUUGAUCUUCCUGAUCAGUCCGAGGAAGAGGACGCAGUGUGGGAGGACGAAUCAGCGGAGGGAGACUCCCAGCUGAAUCGAUUCGGUAGUGCGGAUAGCCAAGGGGAGACAAACAUCUCCAAGAUGAAAGACGAAUUGCUCCAAAGCCUAGAAAUUAUAAAAAACAUCGAUGAAAAGAACAGAGAUGAUAGAAGCGGGACCUCCCCAUUCGAUAUCAAUAGAACCUUUAGUGAGAUGGGAAAGAUAUUAAAUGAAGUCAUAAUUCAAAGUGAGGUGGCCGUUUUGAAGAAGGGCCAGGAAGAAGCGCUGUUAAGGAGCGGCUCCCCAACAGACGAAUCGCAACUCCUGGGGGAUGAAAUUCAGGAUGAUCUCGUGAAGGACAUAAUCCGUAACGAAGACGCUGUGAGGAGUAUUCUCUUUGAUGAUGACGAAGUGGAGGGAGGUGGACACACUGGUGUGGGAAGCUAUACGGCGGGCCAGAGCCAAACGGGGGCAUCCCCCACAUCGACUCGAAACGAAGGGAAAGAAGCUCUCCUAGAGGGGGGACUUCAUACUGGCAUAGCUGACGCAGCGCCGAUUGAUGAUCAGCACGCUGUGCAAAGGGUAUCCACUGAUGGUGAGAAAGACUUGGCGAGUCAUCCCGGUGAGGCGAACCGUGAAUCAUUAGAAAACAGUGUAAAGAGUGAUGGAAAAAAUGACGUCGUAGGCUACCCCGGCGGAGUGAAACGGGAGUCAUUAGAGAGGCGCAAAAGGGACCGGUCGGACGAGCAAGUCAUCAAGGAGCAGGGGUCUCGAGGACGUGCCAUGAAAGGAAUGGAAACACCUGGAGGGGUCAUCGAAAAAGUGGAGGCUACAGUAGGGGCCAUGAAAGGAAUGGAGCCGCCUAGACAUAUGAUCGCAAAAGUGGAGACACCUGGACAAGCCACCAAAAAGGUGGAGGCUACCGAACGGGCCAUGAAACGAGAGGCGUCUCCUGAACAAGGCGGAGAGGGAGGAAUGACGGAGGGAAGCAUCACGGCAGGAGGUAUAACCGCAGAAGGCAUAACCGCAGAAAGCAUUACCACGGGAGGUAUCACAGCGGGAGCCUUCACCGGAGGUGCAUCGCUAGUGCAAGCACUAACUGGGGGAGCAACGGAGGAGGGAGCGGCUAACCUCGCUGACAUGGUUAACCAUGCUGAGACGGCCACCCCUGCUGAUAUGACCACCCCUGCUGAUAUGACCCCCCCUGCUGAUAUGACCACCCCUGCUGAUAUGACCACCCCUGCUGAUAUGACCACCGCCGCUUACACGGCCAACGCCGCUGACACGGCCAACGCCGCUGACACGGCCAACGCCGCUGACACUGCCAAUGCCGCUAACAAGGGCAACCGCUCCAAGACCAAGUACCUGCUCAUAGAGGAUUCUCACAAAAUGAGACACUUCAUCAAAAUAAACAGAAGGAAGAAGAAGGAAAAUUUCGUAAUCAUGUCCAGGCGGAGAGAAAGCUACGUCUACCGUUUUGCGAAAAGAUUAAAAGUGGACCUCAUCGAGCCGUCUCUAGUAUUGAGAAAAAAUCUAACAUUGGAAAAUCACUUUCUGUCUCCACUGGGGAAGUUAAUCAAUGAGGAGUUAAGGGAUGGAAAAAGCAUCGACUGUAAGAAGGUGAUGGAUCUAACGUUAGAAUCUCUGAAUAGUAUCAUUUCGAAAAAUAAUGGAUCCCUUCUCUACUUGACGGGCAAGUUUCUCCAUUACGGUGAGUACUUUCUCCACAAAUGGAAGAAGCUCUCCUCUUUGAAUUACCUCAAUUAUAUGACUUUCCUGAAUCUGAAUUUGGUAAAAAAUGUACGAUCGGGGGAUGGGAUCGUUGUGUCUAACUUUCUCCUGGAGGAUCGCCACUUGAUUCUUGCCAAUCCGUUUAAGGACAGCUUCCCCUGUUUCUGUGUCCUUCUGCAGGAUCACGAGGGGGUGGGUAGGAGCGAAGAACGAACCCACGUGGAGGGCAUCUACGAAGAGCUGCUGAACCGUUUCUGCGGAAGGAGUUGUUCUGAACCCCUCCAGAUGAUAAACGUUGAUGGGGGGGAUGUGCAUCUGGGUAGCAAUUUAGGUAAAAAGAGGAAGCAAAAGAGGAGUACCUCAUCCGGAGUCGCCCCUUCUGUGGGUUCUAGCGAGGGGGACGAGGCAGAUUCGCAGGGACAAGGUGAUGGCCCCUCAGGGGAGGAUUCAGAGGGGGACUCUACAAAUGAACAGGGUGAUGCAGAGGACGAAGAGAUGCUGCGGGUGUUACAGAGGGAACGGCUGCCGGACGCCACGGAUGCUACGGAUGCUGCUAUCGCUGCGAACCUCUCCGACCCACCUGAAACGGUCGAUGAGGACGUGGGCGCAGAGGAAGAGUGCCUGACCGUGGGGGGGUCCGAGGAAAACUACGCCCAAGGGGGGGGCGCCACGGAAGAGGAUGACACAGGGGAGGAUGAUACAGAUGACGAUGAGACCGAUGAAGAUGAUACAGAUGAGCAUGAGACCGAUGAGGACAGCACCGAUGGAGAUGACACCGACGAGGAGGGAAGCAAGGCCACCUCCCCCCGUAGACAACCCAGCAAAGAAAACAUCCACGCAAAGCGAACUUCCCGCGGAAUCCUAAACGUAGAAAAUAUAAGUGAAAAAUACUUGAGCCAAAUGAGUAAAGAAAUGUGUUACGUUUACCGGUGCGACGACCCCGAGAAGUACUACAGGGAUUAUUAUGCUGAGUUGAGGAGAAGCAUCAGCUGCAUGAAGCUCGAGAGGGACAUUCGCCUGCUGGUUGAGGGGGUCAGCGAGUUGCACAAAGGGGACACCGCCAAUGGGGGAAGCAGUAGUCAUGAGCUGUCACCACCAGAGGAGGGGGGACACGUAAAAGGAGACUCAGCAGGCGAAGCAGGCGAAGCGGACCAAUCGGGGGGACGAAAGGAAGAAGAUGUCGCCCGCGCGGUGGCGGAAAAGUUUGGCAUCCGACUCAUUCGCGUGGAUAUGGUUAGCCAGAGGAGCAUCGGAAGAAGCGGCAAAGGGGACCGACGCGACGGACAAGACCAACGCGACACACCCGAUGAGGACACCCUCUGGAAGAUUUUCCACGUCAACAUGAUCCGAAAUCAAUUUUCUUACCAUCUUAAAAAUAACUUCUUCCCGUUCAAGUACUGUCCGGAGAAGGGGUCUAGCGUUUUGGUGGUGAACCUAAAGAGGAGGAUCCCGGGGAGGGAGUCCCCAUUGGAAGACACUGCCCGCAGGAAAGAAGGAGGAGGCGAUACGCUGGAAGGCGCCAUUGGAGUUGAUAAAUCUGGUCGUGGAAGAGCACCUCACGGAGUUCAGGAAGGUGACCGAGUUGAUGCAGCUGAUGUAGUUGACCGAGAUGAUGGCGUCUCCGAUGAAGGGGAAGACGCAGACAGGGGGUCCGCCUACGCUAGUGCCGUGGAGAAGGGUUCCCUUCGAGGGGAUAGCCUUCCACUGACGCAAGCCAAGUCGGGCGGCCGCCAAAGCAAGAAGUCCUUCGUAGGGCACAGAAACCUGCGGUACUACCGACACUGGGGUGACUACUACCAGUACUGUCCCGUGACCUACGUCAACGAGAGGAGGUUUGUCAAGGGAAAGAAACAGUUCAUGGCGACUUACAAGAAUAAGAUGUACCUGCUAGACAGCGCUUCAAAAAUGAGGGAGUUUCUGAUGUAUCCGAAAUUUUACACCAGCAAUAAGAUAAAGGAAAACAUAAGCUUUACUAUGGUUAUUUAUUUUUCCAGUAUGGACGUACAGAAGAAAGUGAUGAACGUUGUCAGGGAGACAGAGCGGGUGGUGCACAUCGACUUGGAGGAUUACUUCCAGAGGUUCUUCCUCUCGCUGGAGGAUCUGACCUGUGAGGAGGGGAAGGGGGUGGAAAAGGGGGGACAAGACGGAGCAGAGAACCCAGUCAGGGAAACUCACCCCAACGUAGACUCCUACCUGUUCGAGAUAAAUCGGCUCGUGGAGGGAAAAACCGUGUCGCCCCUCUUCAUCGUCCGGUACCUGUGCAUGCGUAUGAACAAGGAACACUACUUCAAUGUGUUCGUCCUGCGGCAAGUGGAGGAAGGGCUCCACGAACUGAGGCGGCACAUUGAACGCGUCUUUAGUGGAGGGAGCGCAAAUGGGGUGGCCUCUAAGGGAGAGGACUCUCCAGGGGAUGACCCUACAGAGGAAGAUCCUACAGAGGGGGACUCCCCAGAGGAUGACCCUACAGAGGAUGACCCUACAGAGGAUUCUCCCCCAGAGGACAAUCCUACGGAGGAUGCCUCUCAGAAAAGAAUCUCCCUAAAGGCAGUUAAAAUCAAGGCCCUCCACAGCCUGCUAAUAGGGAAAGGUAGCUCCUCGAAGACGAACGUCCAAUUCAUCUCCUUGGUGGACGACCUAUUUAGAUGCACCACGUUGAGCAGCAUAAACAAGACGAUUGAGGAGUUACUCUGUGUUAUCUCGAUGCAGGUGGAGGAGGAAAAUGGGAACUACGCCAAGGAGUUAGAAAGGCGAAGUGACUACCAGUGGAGGCAACCCUCCUUAGGUGAUUCACCAUCGAGGACAACCCCUCAAAGCACUCACUUCAUCAUAACGGGGCUCCCCUUGAAUAGAAAAGUAUACGAGUUCCUAAAGAAAGUGAACCUCCAGAUAGACACGAUCAUCGCAUUUGAUGUGAAGAAGGAGGAGAAACAAAUGAGACAGGACAUACAUCAGGGAAUACUCGGACGAACCGGGAUGAGCAGCGAUGAUCUAUGCGAAAUGACGUGGAGACACGACUCCAUGUAUGUUUGUAGUAGGCAUUACAAAAAAGAGAUUAAACGUUUGAGGAGAGCAAAGUACCAAGUCCACUACCUCAAAAUGGGCAACGAGACGAACGUUAGCCAUUACGCGAAUGAAGUGAGGAAGCUGAUGAACCCGUACGUGCAUUCCUAUUAUGACUAUAGUGAGGUGCUGAGGGAUAAGACUCUGGCAAGUAAGCUAAACUGCUCCUUCACCAAUGUGUAUUGCCCCUAUCUUGUAUCGAAGCAUAACUGGUUGUACAAAAGCGGAAAGGGGGUAAAGCUAGUCUAUGGGGGGAAGGUCCACCACUUGUCCAAUAUGUAUAAUGCGUUCCACUUCUUCCAAAGGAACGAGUCAUUUUGGGGAGAAUUCUCUGUGCCUCCUUUGAGAGUGCUACUUCUAACUGAUGAGGGGUGCCAUUUUGAAAAAGAGAUUAAGACCAUUGCAUGCAAAUUGUUUCUUCAAUGUGUGGACAUACAGAAGGAGUUCACCAACAUAUUUGGACCCACCUGUUUUUACAUUCUCAAAUAUGUCUACUUUUUCAAGCUUACGGAUGGAAUGAACCGGAAGAAGAGGAAGGACGUACUGGGAAAGUUCCUCUUUUGUUCUAAUUGGCUAGCUAAAUUUCAUGAUUGUGAAAUUGAGCUGAACAAGGCAGAUGUGGAAUAUUUAGAGAACAACCUACGUUUCGUGAACCCCUCGGAGGAGUACUCACUGGAGGAAGAACAGCAGAUGUUGGACGUGUUGUUUUCUCGCGUCAAGCCGGUGAAUCUCGUUUUGAACGUAGCUAAAAUUGUGGCGAUGCGUGUCGUCCUGCAUGAGAAGCUGGAAAUGUGCAUCAUUAGGUUCGUCCCAAAAGGCGGCGGACUGUUCAGCGCGGGGUCUGGCGAGGAGGUGAGACAUUGCCUGGAGAGGCUCCACAGGGGGAGGAGCCUGCAGGGAAAUCUCCAUCCAAGUGUAGAUCCAUGUCUAAAUCCAGGUGUAGAGCCAACUGUACCGCGAAGUGUACCGCGAGAUUUACAUAGGCGCGUCGCUGAACGUGGUGCCGACGAGGUGGACCUCCCCCCCCACGUAGGAGACUCCUCCGAUGAGGCCCCCUCCGAGAGAACGGCUUCCCAAAGUGGCGCCAACUCAGAUGGUGACCCCUACGCCUACCUCGCGGACAGCCCAAAGGUAGAACAAAUUAAAAAAUGUUUUCUAAAAAAAAACGAAAAGGAGUUACUAAACAGUAAGUAUAACUUCUUGGUAGAGAAGGGGUUGAACUCUUUUGAGAAAAUUCUGAAAUGCUCCUUUAGGAUCCCUGAGCAUGUGAUUUAUUUGAAGUGUGGCCUGAAAGCGUCGUGGGAAAAGGCGGGUUACUUCAACCAGGGAGAGCCAAGCCGCAGUGAAGCAGAUGAUCUAAAGAAGGAACCAGUCAGGGGAGACAACUCCAAGGGGGAAAAGAAGGGACAAACGAAGCAGCCAUUUGCGGAGGUAGAAAAAAAGCUACUCAGCAAAAUAAAAAAGACGUCGAAGAGAAACCAGCAAGUCAUUAACCGAUUGAGAGAUAACACAAAUGUGUGGUGCAUCGACGCAGGGAAAAUACACGUGACCAAGGUGAAGACAUCCAUAGAGACAAAGCUCAGAGGAAUACUCCAACAUAGGAACAGUCUCUUCCAUCAGAAGAACAUAAAGAGGGUAGACAAACUAUGGGCCCAGUUUUUAAAAAAAAAUAACUAUGCCAAAUUGUCUGCUUUUUAUUACUACUCUCCGGUCAAUAUCGAUAGCAUCGUGGACAUCGACACGGAGCACCUUCUUCUGUACAAUUCGUUUUUAUUUUAUUUCAAAACGGAGGAGGAGUUGGACACAUUUAGCAAGGACCCCAUUGGUUACUUAAUACAGAUGAAACCAGACCCCUGCUUUGUGCCCCCCUUCAUACUUGUGUACUCGGAUGGAAAAAUGGAGGACUUGUACGAUGAGCUGGCGAGGAACACCAAGUGUGCGGUGAUUCAUCCGCAAAAUUUACUCUCCUUCGGUUUCCAAAUCGGGAAAUUUAAACAACUUAUGCGGACGAAGCGCCUGACCGAUGCGGACAUCAUGGAACUGCUGCGCAUUCGGAUGAAUCAGUACGAUGUCCUCGCCCACGGGUGCAUCCUCUGCAACCUCCCCUAUAGCAGGUUCCAACUGGAGCAUCUCCUCAAGGAGAAAAAAAUCCCACACUUGGUUUUUAUACUGCACAGGGGGGAGGGGCAGCCACGAAUGGAAGCGGCACGCCCAGAAAAUGCUGCGUCCCAGAAGGCCGCCUUCCAAAAUGCCGCGUCCGAGAAGGCAGCCCCCCAAACGAUGGGCAAAAAACCUAAGCACAGAGAGGAAGGUAUGCCCUGCCCGCGCACUGAGGGAACAUUCCCGCAGUACUACCCAUUUGUGAAGUACAUCGAGAAAAUCUUCAAGCCAAAAUAUAACAAUGUCAUCCACGUAGAACACACAAAUGUGUGGAAAAUGAAAUGCAAACUGACGAACGACAUAGAGAAGACGAUAGAAAACUACCAAAGAUACAACCGAUACAAGUACAACCACAAGACGGCCUACUUCAAAGGGUUCAAUAUUGAAGAAAGGGAAAAUUACGAACAGGAAAUAAAGUUUGAUAAGUACUGCAUAGUUACCUAUAAGGAGAAAAACAUUUUACAAAAAUGCAACAUAUACGAUCACUACACAGUGAACCAUGACGGGCGCUUCUACCUAGUGAGUGGUCCCGACGAGGUGGCUAUGUUCGAGAAGAACCCCACGGAGUUCACCGUCAUAGAGAAACCAUUGGCUACAUUCGAAAAAGUAGAUAAAGUGGAAGAAAACGAGAAGAUCGAAAAUGAAGGCUUCUGCCUGGUGAGCUUGAGAGACCAAAACGAUUUCGUCAAGGGGGAUAAACAGUGCUGCAUAAAGUACCAACAAAAACUUUACCUCUUCCAGAAUGAAGAGAAAAUGGAAAAGUUUGUGACUAACCAUGGGGACUACUUAAACAAUCAAAACAUUUUCGAAAUUAUUUUUGAAAAAAUGAAAAACCAAAAUGAUGUCACUACGAUGGUUUAUCUGAAGACAUACUUGUAUGACAUCCUGUGUGAGGCGCUGUACGAGUUAGGAAAACACCGACCCCUCUACCCGGGCCUGAGCGUAAAGCUCAGUGCCAUUAAAUUUCUGGCCUUCUUCUUCUACAAGGAAAACAAACUCUUUUCAGCCCCGUUGAGGAGGUCUUAUGAAAAGAACUUCCGCUCCUUCCUAAGUGACUGCCAAAUACCCAUACAUAUACAGAAACUCAGGGAGAAGUUUCAAACCAGUUGUACUAGCAAAAACCAGGACAUACGGAAGCCCACCAGGAAGUGGACCAAGCGGGACGUGGAGAAAUAUGAAUCGUUCGUAAAUCUGUAUGAUAAGAUAUUGUACUCGCAGAGGUGGGCAAGGGAGGACUGA
Messenger RNA from Plasmodium inui San Antonio 1, 11154 nucleotides. RefSeq lists its product as hypothetical. The transcript has 3 exons. Bases 1 to 11154 code for a protein of 3717 amino acids. Lineage: Eukaryota; Apicomplexa; Aconoidasida; Haemosporida; Plasmodiidae. The record is from RefSeq and is a predicted model, not a curated record.